This is a messenger RNA of Mizuhopecten yessoensis (Yesso scallop), 4380 nucleotides long. RefSeq names its product probable palmitoyltransferase ZDHHC12. Gene Ontology annotation, molecular function: protein-cysteine S-palmitoyltransferase activity. Lineage: Eukaryota; Metazoa; Mollusca; Bivalvia; Pectinida; Pectinidae. The transcript has 7 exons. Bases 493 to 1416 code for a protein of 307 amino acids. Gene Ontology annotation, cellular component: endoplasmic reticulum; Golgi apparatus. Gene Ontology annotation, biological process: protein targeting to membrane; peptidyl-L-cysteine S-palmitoylation. The record is from RefSeq and is a predicted model, not a curated record.
UGUUUUGAUCCCAGCAUAUUACGAUGCAGUGUCAGUUUUGGAACAAUUUGAACAUUCUGUUGCUCUGAAGGAAAGUUUCCAAAGGUUUGUUUUCCGUAAUAAUCGUUUUGUUGUAUUAUAUUGCUUUCAAAUAGUUCGAAAUAACACAGACACAUCAGCAAGGGAAAGGCUAUUCAACGGCCAGAGACGUAUAUAACAUUAUAUACGUCUCUGAGUUGGCCUUCCAUUUCGCAGAAAAGUUUGUGGUGUCGAUACUGUGAACAAGUCCAGGAACACACAUCUGGAUCAUCAUCUGGCCUGUUCUUUGACUCCCUGCCAAGGGUUCUCCUUCCUUGAAUGGCGAGGGUCAACGGCACCAGUUUGUAGUAGGACGAGGAAUACAUGUACUAGAACUAGAGCAGGUCAGGAUGAAGACAGUGUUUUGGAUCAAUGGAUUGGUCUUGAGUUGAGUGUCCCAGGGAAUGAUUGGUCUUGAGUUGAGUGUCCCAGGGAAUGAUUGGUCGGAAUUGUACCAGAAUUAACAUGUCUUGCCGGAAGUGUUCAUGUGGGGUGGGUCUGUUUAUCCGUACAUGUCACACAUUGAUUUGUCUGGCCGUGCCCUCAACUCUGCUGUUCAAGAAAACAGCUCUGCAGCAUGCACUGGUGGAGUUCGCUGACCCACUGUAUGGGAUAAGCUACGUCUGUCUGCUGGUGUUUUCCCUCGUCAUGUACUUCACUGCCUGUCUCGUAGACCCAGGAUAUGUUCCUGUCAUGGCCCAUGUACAUAAGAAGUCGGCUCUGAAACACCCUCCUAAGGAUGAUAGUGAUGAGGAUGUUGACCCGGAGACAGAGGACCACACUCCUAUGUUACGGACAGCUACUGGAGAGAUUGACACAGAAAAACUCUACAGAUACUGUGACUAUUGUGAAAUUGAGCAACCAAUGAGGAGCAAGCACUGUGAGGAUUGUAAUAAGUGUGUGAGGAAGUAUGACCACCACUGCCCUUGGCUGGAGACAUGUGUUGGGGAGAGAAACCACCGAUUUUUCUGGCUCUUCCUCCUGUCCACAGCUCUCCUCAUACUUUGGACCUUUGUCAUCACCUGGAGAGGUUUUGAUCAGGAAGACGGUUGGGAGGGCUGGUUCCACAGCAAUGUUCUCCUCUUUAUUGACAUCAUGGUACUGAUUCUCGGCGGAUUCACAGUGUUGGGACUCCUCGCCUUUCAUUCGUAUCUUAUGGUGAAAAAUAUGACCACUUGGGAAUGUGCCGCCAGGGAAAAAAUAACCUACCUGAAAUAUCUGGAGGAUGACUAUAACCCGUUUGAUCAGGGCUGUUUCCACAACAUAUACUGUUUUCUGUGUCGGGCCAAGAGCAGAAGGUGGGAGGUUCUGUACGAAAAGAAGACAGAGAUGCGUAAAAAGAACAGUAGUAUAGUGUGAUGGUUGUAUUGCCAUGUGACUGCAUAGCUGUCAGACCUCAUUUUGACCAAAUUUACCAAUUUCCUGCGAAACUCCCUCAUUCAAGUCCAAACUCACACAAACUCAAAAUCUACAUCCUGUGGUCAAAUGAUCUCCUAGUUACUGCAGUGUAUGUAAUGAUAAUAACAGGUGUGUUUGAAUCAAAUGAAUGCUUUUGGAGUUGUUUUGGUACAUGAAAAGGAAAAGAUAAAUUGAGCAAAGCAGUUUCAGUCGCGUUUCCGUCAUUGGAAAUGUGGAAUGAGGGAGAUCUCCCUCAUUGGAAAUUUCAGAGGUUGACACCUGUGUGACUGUCUUACUUGUUUUCUUAAAGAACAAUUUUUUCUUCUGUUUUCUUUUCAUUUUCAUUGGAUAUGUGGUUUGUUAUUUGAAUGAUAAGAUUGUAAUAGGUAGGUUCCUGGUUUUUUUGGUGAACAAAUUUAUAUGACGAAAUUUGAUUACUGGUAACUUCAAAAAUUACAUUUCAACUGGGAUGUGAUCUAGUGUGAUGAAAGUGUUCACGGUUUAUAAAACUAAAAAGGUACAAAGGACCUGAUAUUUUAGUCACACCUUUCAUUAUGAAUUAUAAGACAUAUAUUGAUUCUGAAGUGCAUCAUUUUUGGAGCCAAAACAUUAACGAGACCAAGACUUCGUCUGUGAUAUUAAUAGCAUACAUUGUACGGUACAUACUGGUAGUUAAUUAUGACAUCGUCUCAAUGCCUACACACUGCUGUAGUUUUAAGUUUACUCUCUGCUGAUCAUUGUACCAUUCAAUACACCCAUGACAUAAUUUUUUUGCGUAUUGCCUCGUGUAAUUGAAUUCAUUCUGACAUUGGAGUUAAGACAAUAAUCAUGCCGUCACGACAUUUUGAUGUCAAAACAAUUUACAAGAAACACAUAUGUGGAUGCCAUUGAAGAUUUGACGAUGGUUUAACAAAGAAAAGUUGUUCACAAAUAUUUGCACACCGAUACAUUCUUCGUACAUUGUAAUGUGAUAAAAGCAUAUUGAAUUUCAUUCACCUGAAUUGAGAUUGAGUUUUCUUUUUAAGCUUGGAAGAGCCUUGUAACUAGGCUUAUUUCAAAAUUUUAACAUGCAUUGGAAAUUAAUUUAAUUAUAAUUAAUUGUAGACUGAAAUUAUUUGCCACAUUUUAAACCUAUAAUUUGUUUUACCUCCUAUUCAGGCAUACGAAUGUGUCAGUGUGGUGUGCUUAUUUUUGACUGCGCAAAUAAUGUGUUAUUUAUAAUACUUGAUGCUAAAUAUUGAUAAUUAUAAAUACUUGUUGACAGUACUUGUGUUGACCAAUAGAUUUAGGAAUGCAUGUAGCACUCUGGAGGAUAAAAACAAACGUCAGUACCAACAAAUGAAUAUUGAAAUCAGAACCUGUGUAAAUAUUGAGAAGGACGGAUGCACACUUUGCCAUUUUGUUUUAUGGCCAUUUUGGAAGCAGUUGAAGUUUCAGUCGGUUGACUUGAUAAGCUGAUAAUAAACCUAGAAGUUUCAGCCAAAAUAGAGUACUGGCUGUCCGGGGCAAAACAAGUACAAUUUCCUUAUAUUGUGACUUGUGCAAUCUGGAACCUCAUAUUGUAUUGUGUCUGAAAACAGGCUGUAUCACUACAAUGUAUUAAUAAUGAGAUUUAUGUGAUACUUGUAAUAUUUUUUUGUGUAAUUUAUUCUCUUAAUGCUGAGACGCUAGCAAUAAUAUAACAGAAAUGGUAUGUGUGUAACUAUAGAUAUAGCAGUAUUUUUACAUGAAAUGAGAAAUAAAGGAUUACACCGGUUUGUAGUUUUUUCACAACACUGAACUGACUCAAAGUGAUGAGAUGCAGUUAUUAUGUAAGAGGGGAACAAAACUUGACGAAAUCUGUAUAUUGAUGUUCGCAUGACAAUACUGAUCAAAAUAGACGCCCUUUAACAAUGUAUUAAACAUAUCAAUGUUUAUGUUUUAUUUUUCUCAAGUCCUUUACAAAACUUUGUGUGUUGUAAGAAAAGUUCUGCUGAUAACAACCUGGUCUGAAAGACAGAAAGCCUGCUGGUAAUUUUUCCAGUUUCAAAGAAUUUACUGGAUUUUGAAUUUUAAAUAUUAAAUUGAAAUUACAUUCUUACGUUUUACUCACUUUUUAUUUAAUGUUGAUUCCACUUGUAUUUCAAAUUAUUUAGUGAACAAGGUUGUUUUUUUAAAUCAUCUAUUUAUCUAAGAAAUAAUCAUUGUAUGUGAAUUGCGGUGAACAAUAUAAACUCAGUAUUUCGAAAAAGGAUGCUUUGGCUGGAGUUAAUUAUUUUAUCCAACAUUUUUGAAUACUGAGUUGAUAUUCCACCAUAAUAUAUAAACAUUCUGUUGAUUAUAUGAAUUCUGUCAUGUCAAAAUGUAAAGUAAUGUGCUUUCGUGUCUACCACGGUGCCUACAAGACAAUGUGACCUGGACAAUCCAAUUAUUUAAAUUUAAUGAAUUAGCUUUAUUUUAUUGUUGUAUUUUUCCAAGCAGAUAUUUGUCAUGUGAUGCUAAUUUUCAUUUCACCAAUAAGUCAUGCUCAGCUGUCAAUUUUUUUAAAAACAUUUUGACGAGAGUUGUGUGAAACCAGAAUACUAAUUCAUGUAAAUACUUCACUUAAUACACUUACUGGUCCAUCACAGGAGGUCAAUUUUAGUGUUAUAGAGUCGUAUAAUAUAACUGUAUUGAUCUUUGGUGUACAUAAUUCAGUUGAGCAUAUUCUAGCUGUGUAAUAUGGUUUACAUCCUUUGUUUUUUUACUUUGAAGUACAGUAUUCGUUUUGUUAUUUUUGUUCAAUGUUUUUUUUUUAAAUACUGCUGGUUCAGUAAUUAGUUCAGAUGUUGUUGUUUGUUGCUGUAUUUGCGUGAGUAUAUCUAGUAGACCUAGGCUACAUUCGCGUAUUUGGUUGAACCGGUUGAACCUGUAAAGGAAACGACAGGUACAGAUCUGGACCGAGGC